Pteropus alecto (black flying fox) is the source of this 1437-nucleotide messenger RNA. Its product is annotated as olfactory receptor 10J3. The record is from RefSeq and is a predicted model, not a curated record. Gene Ontology annotation, biological process: G protein-coupled receptor signaling pathway. Lineage: Eukaryota; Metazoa; Chordata; Mammalia; Chiroptera; Pteropodidae. Gene Ontology annotation, molecular function: G protein-coupled receptor activity; olfactory receptor activity. Gene Ontology annotation, cellular component: membrane.
AUGCAGAAAAAGAACUUCACAGAAGUAGUAGAAUUCAUCUUCUUGGAAUUCUCUAUCUCUGGAAAACACCAGACAACCAUGCUCUUUGUGGUUUUCCCAACUAUCUACAUUUUAACUCUAGCUGGUAACAUAACCAUUGUGACCACCAGCUGCAUUGACCAUUAUCUCCACACUCUCAUGUACUCCUUCUUGAGCAUGCUAGUUAGUUCAAAGACAGUAUACACAUUGGUCAUUGUCCCACGAAUGCUUUCUAGUCUCAUUUUUUAUAACUUUUUGGCAGGCUGUGCAAUACAGAUAUUCUUUUCUGUCAUCUUGGCCACUAAUAAUUGCUUUCUACUCCCAGCAAUGAGCUAUGACUGCUUUGUGACAAUCUGCAACUCUCUAAGGUACACAGUUAUCAUGAGCAAAGGGAAACAUGCUAGGUUAGUAUGUGGGUCCUUUGGCAUUGGUCUGGUUAUGGCAGUCCUCCAGAUAAUAGCCACAUUCAAUUUUCCAAUGUCAAAAUCGAACUCCACUGCUAUGACUGAGUUCCUCUUUGAAGGUUUCUCCAGCUUUGGGUGGCAAUACAGGCUUACUUUCUUUGUCGUCUUUCUAACUUUGUACCUGCUGACUUUCACUGGCAAUAUCAUCAUUGUUACUAUUAUUUGCCUGGACCAUCACCUCCAUACUCCCAUGUACUUUUUCCUGAGUAUGCUGUCCAUCUCUGAGAACUGCUACACUGUGGCCAUUAUUCCCCGCAUGCUUUCUGAUCUCCUGAGUCUGCAUCAGCCCAUUUCUAUUCAAGGCUGUGCCACUCAGCUCUUCUUCUAUCUCACCUUUGGUAUCAAUAACUGUUUCCUUCUCAUGAUCAUGGGAUAUGAUCGCUACAUGGCCAUCUGCAACCCCCUACGGUACUCAGUCAUCAUGAGUAAAGAAGCCUGUAUACAAUUGGUAUCUGGGUCAUUGGUAAUUGGCCUGGGCAUAGCCACAGUUCAACUAACGUCUGUGUUUGGUCUGCCCUUCUGUAAUGCCUUUGUCAUCUCUCACUUUUUCUGUGAUGUGAGACCCCUGCUGAAGCUGGCCUGCACAGACACCAUGGUCAAUGAAAUCAUUAACUUUGUUGUCAGUGUCUGUGUCCUUGUUCUACCCAUGGGCCUGGUCUUCAUCUCUUAUGUCCUCAUCAUCUCCACCAUUCUUAAAAUUGCUUCAGCUGAGGGUCGGAAAAAGACCUUUGCCACCUGUGCCUCCCACCUCACAGUGGUUGUCAUCCACUAUGGCUGUGCCUCCAUCAUCUACCUCAAACCUAAGUCCCAGAGUUCCCUAGGGCAGGACAGACUCAUCUCAGUGACCUACACUGUCAUCACUCCCCUGUUGAACCCUGUCAUAUACAGCUUGAGGAAUAAGGAGGUCAAAGAUGCUUUGUGCAGAGCCAUGGGACGAAAGCUCCUCUUCUCCUAA